AUGGGCUGCGAGCAACAUUGUGUGGCUGGCCCGCAGUACUGUCCCUGCAUGCAACAGUGCCAGCAAAGUUGCCCGUCCGGUAUCCAAACACUCGCGCAGCAGCAGCAAGCGUGCAUUCCGCAGUGCCACAGUCAGUGCCAGCAGUUUUGCAAGCAGCAGCAAUCCGUGCAGUGCAAUACAGAGUGCGAGCAGCAAUGUGCCCAAAUAUGCAUUAUGUUGCCCGAUGCACAGCAGCAGCUACCUCAUUUCCCUCUCUAUCCAUAUCCAAAUUUACCUCCUCAACCCAUACCGUAUCCAUACUCCUAUCCGAAUAACCGUAAAAGUGAGCAGCAGCAGAUCUAA
Gongylonema pulchrum is the source of this 342-nucleotide messenger RNA. The record is from the annotation of a GenBank genome assembly. NCBI's taxonomy places the organism in Eukaryota, Metazoa, Nematoda, Chromadorea, Rhabditida, Gongylonematidae.